Molecule: messenger RNA, 3921 nt
Organism: Paralichthys olivaceus (Japanese flounder)
Lineage: Eukaryota; Metazoa; Chordata; Actinopteri; Pleuronectiformes; Paralichthyidae
Gene: oprm1
Product: opioid receptor, mu 1
Biological process (GO): neuropeptide signaling pathway; sensory perception of pain; G protein-coupled opioid receptor signaling pathway
Cellular component (GO): neuron projection; plasma membrane
Molecular function (GO): G-protein alpha-subunit binding; neuropeptide binding; morphine receptor activity
Source: RefSeq, a predicted model, not a curated record
AACCAUGGAGGGCGCAGGUAACGGCUCGGGUGCGGAUUACCGGAGCCAACUCCCCGGGCUCUAUAACAGCAGCUUGUGCGGGAACUUCACCGGCGGGAACAACAACAACAACAACAACAACACCACCACGAACUUCGAGGUGGUGCGAUGCGGCGGGGACCUCAGCGUGAACGAGGGCGACGCCAACCCGGUGAUCAUAGCGAUCGUUAUCACGGCUCUGUACUCCAUCGUGUGCGUGGUGGGGCUGGUGGGAAACGUGCUGAUCAUGUACAUCAUCGUCAGAUACACUAAAAUGAAGACAGCCACUAACAUCUACAUCUUCAAUCUCGCUCUGGCCGACGCCUUGGUCACCAGCACUCUACCGUUCCAAAGUGUCAACUACCUGAUGGGGACGUGGCCGUUUGGGGACAUGCUGUGCAAGAUGGUGAUGUCCAUCGACUACUACAACAUGUUCACCUCCAUCUUCACGCUCACCACCAUGAGCAUAGACCGCUACGUCGCUGUGUGCCACCCGGUAAAAGCGCUGGACUUCAGGACGCCCCGCAACGCCAAGAUCGUCAAUGUCUGCAACUGGAUUCUCUCCUCGGCCAUCGGGUUGCCUGUCAUGAUCAUGGCCACUACCGCCCACAUUUCCUCCAAUGUUGUGGACUGCAAGCUGAUUUUCCCCCAUCCCUCCUGGUACUGGGACACCCUGCUGAAGAUCUGCGUCUUCAUCUUUGCCUUCAUCAUGCCCGUCCUCAUCAUCACUGUCUGCUACGGCCUCAUGAUCCUGCGGCUCAAGAGUGUGCGCAUGCUGUCAGGCUCACAGGAGAAGGACAGGAACCUGCGUCGGAUCACACGCAUGGUCCUGGUGGUGGUUGCCGUCUUCAUCAUCUGCUGGACGCCCAUUCAUAUCUUUGUCAUCAUCAGCGCUCUCAUCAACAUCCCCAGCUCCACGCUGCAGACUAUCACCUGGCACUUCUGCAUCGCCCUGGGGUACACCAACAGUAGUCUGAACCCCGUUCUUUAUGGCUACCUGGAUGAGAACUUCAAGCGUUGUUUCCGUGAGUUCUGCACCCCGAGUCCGUCUGUGUUAGAGAUGCAGACCUCAUCCCGGACUGGAGUCACCAGCCGCAAGCUCCCACAGCGUGAACACAACAGUGGAAACACAGGAGAAAGGUCCAAUCAGCAGGUAUGACUAGCCUUGGAGGGGUCGUCGGUGGACUCUCGCUGCUGUGGCAGCGUUACCAACGACGAUCUCAACUCUGAGGUCACGCAGGUCACCAUAGGGCUCUGACCACAGACACGUAGACACACACAUGAAACACACAAUCCAGGACAUGACUGAGAAUCGAUGGCACAGGCAAUUUUUGUCGACGUGCUGCGAGCUUAACUACAGCACUACCUGCAUGGCUGUGUAAAGCUUUCACCGAUAACAGAAAAGACACAAGGCUCAAACUCGACUAAACGGAAAAUAAAGAAUCCAUUCAACACCAUGUCCUCCUCAUUGUUGCACUACAUCGUGCAUUAACGCCACUAAAAUCUUCAUUGUUUCUUCAUUAUCAUCAGACCAUACAGACAGAGUGCAGUAUGUACAGAGAGAUGUAUAGACCGAUCUAUAAAAGCCACGUUCACAGGCCUCUAAUGUUGUGUCGUUCUCGUCUGUCUGCAGAGCUCAUUGAGCCAAUCCUCCCGUCCCGACCCUCAUCUUAUCACUAAUUGUCCCGGCCAUAAAAAAAGAAAAAAGAAAAAAAAAUCAAUGAAUUAUCUUGUGUUUGCAGAUUUCAUACGCCUUUGUGCCCGUCUGUCACAUUUCCUCCUCUUGUUUUCUUCUUGAAUCAUUCACAUGUAUUUGAGAGGACAAAGGUUUAAAGGCUGUCACCACAUGAAGGCAUUAGUGGACGCAGGGGACGUUGUCGAUGUCGUUCACGGCACCAGCUGUGCUUUUCAUCCUGUGUGUGUAUGGAUUUUUACCAUCCAGCAUUCACACAUUGAUUUAUCGUCACAGUACAACGCUGGUGUUGGGCACUUGAGGAGGAUUGACAGUGCACAGUUCUCUCCCCUCAAACCACUCUAACCCUUUGUUGCCAUUUAUUGCUCUCCCCCAUCUUGUUCCUUUCCUUUCCAUUCCGUCUUUGUAAAUACGUUUCUCCCCUGUUGCUCGACUCACCAGUAAGUUGUCGUACAGUGGAGCGCUGAAUGUUCUCCCUGCUGAACUUCCUGAAUGUACAGAAGAGAAACCUGUUAUUGUUUUUCACUCUGGAUCCUUGUGCUGAACUGUGGGUCCUUCAAAUCAGCAAAAAAGAAGACACGUGGUUCUGUUUGCACAGCUGUUGGAUCCUAUAGAGUGAACAUAUGGUACUAAAUGUACAGUAUAUGAUCAACGACGGCAUAACAGCCAUUACAGAGGUUAUGGGUGUAAAUGGAGUCAUUUCUCUGGAGUAUUUAACAAAUGAGCCAAGCAGGAUUGUAUGUCGUAAUCUGUUAAAUUGCUUGUGCUUACGUGUUGUGCUGUGUGCUCUACUUGCCGGUUGCCUUCAUCGGGAGCUCUACUUGAUAUUCUGUGCACCAGUAUUUUUUUUCUAAAGAUCUGUAAAUAUGAACAUGAUUGUAUUAAUCUCCCAUGUAAAAUACUGUAAGUAUUGUGUUGAUUUUCUUAAAAGAUGUUGCAUCAACAAAUCGUCAGAAAGUGGACCAGCAAGUCUGUGUGCUUCUAAAUAUGAAUCUCCCCUGUUUUAACUGAGGGGUCGAAUAUUCAUCAGAAAACAAUUUGUUUUUUGACUAAAGAAGGAUGGAUAAUGAUGCCACACUGUAAAUGCAGUCAAUUUUUAAAUAAUAUAAAAUAAAUUGUUAUUGUUUUCAGUCGGGCCACCAGCCACAAUGAAAGAAUAAACUGUUAUUGGCCAAAUUGUGUUAUUAAAAAAAAUAUCUAUCACAAAAAUAACUGAAGCAUUAAGCUGUUUGGAGCAUUAAUGUCACCUUCAUGCACAGAAUAGAUUUGGGAAUGAAGAGAAGAAAUAAAAUAUUUUGCACGUGUGUGACUGAGUGUAGUGUCACUAUGCUCGAGUGUUUAUUCUUCACAGAUAUAAUUCCCUUGGUAUCGAGAUGAUGCGUCAAGUGUGCAGAGAAAAUUAAUGUGUGGGUAUUGAAUGAAUUCAAAAAAUGGGCUUCUUAACCUUCAUUAUGCAGCAGCGAGUGCAGCUACAGUCAGUGCCAUUGCAUUACAUUGCACUGGCACAAGUUGAACACAGCUAAACUUUUCAUGCGGCAACGGAGGCGCGAGUCAAUCAACUCGUGUUCAAACAAUCUCUCAAUCACCUGUUCUAGUCAGCUGGUGAACCAGAGGUGUUUUCUUCUGCUUACGGAUUUUAUUCCCUGUGUUCUACUGUUUAGCAUCGGAUUGAUAGUUUGUUUGGCAGGUUAGCAUGUUGCGUGUCCCAAGCAUGAAACUGACAAUCGCCUCGGCACCGACCGUCAUGCUUGGUGCUCAUCACGACCGUUAAUGCAAUGUGCAUGUGUGAGUCCAGCGUAAGAGCAGGACAAGCUGGUGGCCCACAGUCCAUAGGUCGACUACACAGAAGGACGCAGCCCCUGAAUUGGCACAACUGUCCAACACCGAAGAGGACAUUAGGUAUUAAUGUGAUAUGCACCAUUAAAACACAUUGUGCAGCAAGUGACACAGAAUAGACUCUUAACUUAAAGGUACAUUUCUAUAAAGUGAAUCUGAUGUUGUCCCUGAUCUGCCCAUGAUGCUGCUGUACUUAUACUUAUCUUAUUAUCUUGAGCAGCACUUCUUGGAAUCUUAUGUACAGAGGAUAAUUUGUACUUCAUGAAUGACACGCUGUAACAUAAUGCGUCUAAUGUUACUGUUCAUCAGUGCAUUGUCUAUGGAAUCAAAUGUAAAUCUGAAUCUCACUGUAUGAUGUUUUCUUGCAUCUGAAU